Ceutorhynchus assimilis (cabbage seed weevil) is the source of this 1376-nucleotide messenger RNA. NCBI's taxonomy places the organism in Eukaryota, Metazoa, Arthropoda, Insecta, Coleoptera, Curculionidae. The record is from the annotation of a GenBank genome assembly.
UUUGUAUUUAUGUACAGUUAGUUCAAGUAUCUUCGUCGUUGUAGACGCGAGGCGGCGCCAGAAACAGAAAAUCCUGGUCCUUCGAGCCGUAUUUUUACGUUGUUUAUGUCGAAAAUGUACCAGAAAACCGAAAGGUUUCGGCAACUGGUGAUUUUCGUGUGUUUCCUAGUGACUUUCGGCCGCGGUCAGCUGAUUAUUAACGUUAAAAAUCAGGGUGGUGAUGUUGUACAAGAGACGAUCUACGCAAACGCCAGCGACGACACGAUAACGUUAGAAUUUCAACGGUCGGACGGUACGCUGGUGACGCAACUGAUAGAUUUCCGAAACGAAGUUCAAAUAAUUAAGACACUGAUACUGGGCGAAGAAGAACGAGGACAGAGCCAAUACCAAGUCAUGUGCUUUGUCGUCCAUUUCGUCAAAGACUCCUUCAUCUCGUCGGACGCAAUGUCAAAGUUACGUCAAAAAAAUCCGAGCAGCGUGCGGACACCCGAAGACGAUCUCGGAAGGGUAAAUCACACCAUGGAUUAUAAUGUAGUACUCAAACAUUCCUCAAUAAUCAGUCCGUUUAUCAACGAUUUGUGCGCAGAAGCAGCUCAGUCAACCUACACCCGUUACGACGACAUAUUAAAAUGGUCAAACAUCCGCAAUCGUCCAACAAAAUCAUUUCAAGCAACGCUAAAGCCUUUUCCAACCACUAGCAAUAUCGACAGUUGUACCAACACGAAAAACAUGUGGCAACCGUGCUGGUGUCACUUGGAACAGUGUAUAGGUUGGUACCCGUGCGAACUCAAAUAUUGUAAAGGUAGAGGGCAGCAGACGUCGAGCUACCGGUGCGGCAUAAAAACUUGCAAAGUUUGUCAUUUAUUUUUGUAUUUUGUUGCGCAGAAGCAACAAUGUUUGUGGGACGAAUGACCGUCGGAUUUCGUUGAAUCUUGAGAUUGAGAAAUCUUAGCCUUUAAAUGUCUCUUUGGACCAAGACUUUUUCUAAAACUAUAGUUGGCUCAUUUGAAAUUAAAUGGAAUAGAGAGCAAUAUUUGCACUAUGUGUGUAUAUUUAGAUUUUAGUUUAUAAAUGUGGCUGUGAAAAUUUGAUAUGAAAAUGCUUCUAGAAUGAUUUUUGUGAGGGUAAAAUGUAAAUAGAUUUAUUACUUGAUAGACUUUUAAACAUUCUCCUUAUUAUACACGUCAGCAACUAGAAAAAGCUUUUUCCGCUAUGUUAUAGUAGUUGACAAUAAAUUCCAAUUAUAGUAGGAUUAUAAGUUGUUCUUUUUUCCACACACACGUCAUUUAGCAUAAUUUUUUGCGACUGUCAAUCACAAUAAUAAUUGUUUAGCAUGAUAUUGUAUAUAUUUGUAAAUAAAUUAUUUUUUAUUAUAA